CUCUCAUCUGCAUCUCUCACAUCCACCACACCCACACCCACAAUGGUAAACACCAAAGCUCAGUUCGACAAGGCAGUCGCCAUCGUCAAGGGUCUCCCCGCUGACGGACCCAUCAAGCCUUCCCAGGAGGACAAGCUUGCUUUCUACGCCCACUACAAGCAGGCCAACGAGGGCGACGUCUCCGGCCCCGCUCCUGGUGUCUUUGACUUUGUUGGCAAGGCCAAGUACAACGCCUGGAAGAAGAUUGCUGGCCUCAGCAAGGAGGAUGCUCAGGUCAAGUACGUCGAGCUUUUGAAGCAGAUGCUUAGCAAGUCUGACGACGAGUCCUCCAAGAACUACCUCGCCGAGAUUGAGGCUGCUGGCGCCCAGGCUUAAAUUUAAAUCAGACUAUUUCAAGAGAAGGCCUUCUAUAUGCAA
Cryptococcus amylolentus CBS 6039 is the source of this 417-nucleotide messenger RNA. RefSeq lists its product as hypothetical. The coding region runs from base 43 to 375 and encodes 110 amino acids. Lineage: Eukaryota; Fungi; Basidiomycota; Tremellomycetes; Tremellales; Cryptococcaceae. Gene Ontology annotation, biological process: fatty acid metabolic process. The record is from RefSeq and is a predicted model, not a curated record. The transcript is spliced from 4 exons. Gene Ontology annotation, molecular function: fatty-acyl-CoA binding.